GGGGGAGAGGCCAGUAUAAACUACAGUCUCAGUCAUUUCAUUUCUGUUCAGACCUCUGGACACAAACUGCUCACAUCUGUCAGCAGCUGGACCAACUCUCUAUUAACUCAAGUGAAUGAGAUGCUCAUCGAUUUAAACUGAAAGAAACUUUUUCCUCACAUUCAGUUUUUCAGGCUGGACUGAAACAAGCUGUGGACAACUGGAAGACAUCUGGACUCCUGCAACUAUCUGACCUUGACGAUCACCUCUGAGGGGAGGAGACUGCCUUGCUCAAAGGCACCUCAACAACAACACUCUAACGCCUCAAAAAACUCUUCUCAGUUUGCCAUCAUCAGACCACCUGUUGAAACUCAGGUGGAUCUCGUACCUGUGGAAUUAUAGCUCAGAGCUCAUUAACGGACAAGUUGGAAAGUCUUUGCUGAACUAGUCGGUCAUGGCAGACUGGAGCCUGCUGGGAAACUUCCUGGAGGAAGUACAGGAACACUCCACUUCUGUCGGCAAAGUGUGGCUGACCAUCCUGUUUAUCUUCCGGAUCCUGGUUCUCGGGACGGCGGCUGAGUCAUCAUGGGGAGACGAACAGGAGGAUUUCAACUGCGACACAGUGCAGCCAGGCUGCGAGAACGUCUGCUACGACCAAGCCUUCCCCAUAGCACACAUACGAUACUGGGUUCUCCAAAUUGUUUUCGUCUCCACACCCAGUCUGAUCUACAUGGGCCAUGCUAUGCACACUGUUCGCCAAGAAGAGAAGAGGAGGAGCAGAGCGGAUGAGGAGGGAGACGGGGGAGGGGGGGAAGAUGACCCAGGAGGAGGAGGAGAAGGAGGACGAGAGGGAAAACAGGGGCGAAAAGGAGACAAGGAUGAAGAAAAGGAGAAAAAUGAAGGAUCAUCAACGGGUCGAGUUCGGCUGAGGGGAGCUCUGCUGAAGACAUACAUACUAAGUAUACUGAUCCGCAGCAUCAUGGAGGUAGUGUUUUUGUGUCUCCAGUAUUUCCUGUAUGGAAUCUUUCUUCAUCCUCUGUAUGUGUGCAAGUCCUGGCCAUGUCCACAUCCCGUCAACUGUUAUGUCUCCAGGCCAACAGAGAAAAAUGUCUUCAUAGUGUUCAUGUUGGUGGUGUCAGCCGUCUCGUUGGUCCUCAGUGUUCUCGAGCUGCAUCACCUGGCAUGGAGGCACUGCUGCAGGCGGCUCUUCUUCUCUAAAAAGGCCGUCGUUCCUGCAAACACCUCUCCAACCCGACAGCUGUCUGUGUCCCCUCCUCCGCCAUCGACCCCACCUCCAGAUUUCAACCAGUGUGUAACCAGCUCUUCACACUUCCUCGCCCUUCCUUUCCCCAACCAUCGCCUGGCCCACCAGCAAAACUCAGAAAACAUGGUCACAGAGAAGAACAAAAUAGCUGCUUCGCUGGAGGAGGCAAACUUCCUCCAGAUGAACUGCUAUUCAUCCAGAUGGCAGAACUCUGGAGAUGCUCCAAACCAAGAUGGCGCGUACCUGAGGUCUGACCCUAACUGCUACAGCCCUGAGAGCAGAGACUUGAGCUGUCUUCAGAUCCAGAAUGGAGGCCCGGACGGGCUCCUGCUGAAAGACAAGCGACGAUUCAGCAAAAUCAGCGGAACGAGCAGCCGAACGAGAGCAGACGACCUCUCUGUUUAGAUAAAACUCAGCUUUAAACAAGCUGCAGGAAUCCAAGUCUGCAGAUUUCUUAUGAGCACCAAAUGUCUCAGUUUUUUAAUACAAGAAGCUCCACUUGAUUUUUAAACAAACUGGAAUUAUUUCCUUUUGCCAUUACAGCGCUCUUAAAGCUUGUGUAGAAGCUUUAAACUGAUUGAGGGUCAGGAAAUCAGGAAGGAGCACAAAACUCUCAACAAAUGGGCAGCCAUGUUUGAUUUUGGUGCUAAAUGGACCCAAAAUCCUGCAAAAUUUGCAGGAUCGUGACCAGAACUGACACAAACGGUUGGCUAAACUGAAUACAGGAGUAUUUUUACUUAAUAAUUUAUGUAAUUUUAUGAGUGGAAGACACCUGUUGCCAUAUUUGUUUCACAUUAAUAUUGUCCUGACAAAAGAGCAGGACAAACUUUAACAUCACAGAAAUGUACUUUAAUCACACAGAAAAAGAAAUCCACUUCUUAAAUUCAUCAAAUUUAUCUCGUCAUUUCUUAGUUUAGACGUUAAAAGAGUGUUACACGGUCAAUGUUUCACAGUUCAGCUGUUUGUCCUCCAUAUCAGACUGAUUUGUAGAGGUGAGCAUCACACCUUUGGACUACAAAAGCCUUGGACCUCUGGACCAAAUCCUGAACCCACUGACUCACUGGCUGGACUGGGAUUGUUGUUAAAUGGCCCUGAAAUCUUAUUACAAGACAUGAUUCACUGGAACUGAACCAAACAUUUUGUUUGUUCUAUUUUUCUAUGCCACUUAUCCCAGUUCAGGGUUGCAGGAAGCUGGAGAGAACUCAGAGAGAACUCACGCAUACACGGGGAGAACAAGCAAACUCCGGUUUUUACUCUUUAUGUGAAAAUCAAAACCUUUUGGGUUUGUUUGACUUUUACCUGCAGCAGUGUUUGUUUUCCAUCACAUGGGAUGCAGACGUUUGGUCACCUGUUUCUCUGAUGCUGGUUGCUGCUUCACACCAGCACAGUUUUUAUUAUAUCACCACAUUUUAAAUGACAUGCUUAGUGUAACUCAUAAACAGUCAGUUUGUCUGUAUUAUUAUCAUUCUAACAAUCAAUACCUGGAUUAUUUUAAAGCAUCUACAAACACAAUCGCAGUUUAGGGAUUGUUUUGUUUUCAGGUUGUGCAAUAGCAUUACAUCACUAGUCUAAAGUAUUAUUAUGUCAUGUCUAGUUUCAGAUUGUUUAUUUAUUAUACCACAUAAACAAUGUGAAUUCUUUGUAUGUUUAAAGAGAUUUUCUCAUGAAAGUACAAUUAAAACUUGUUAAUCAUAUUUAAUCUACUUGUUAAAACUUUUAAACUUUGGUCUCAGUUCAGUUUUAAUAGAAAUAUGACAGUGUAGCAUAACAUGUUCAUACUGAAGUACUUGUAUCUCAAAAUUCUGGUUUAGUAUAUUAAUAAAUGUUCCUAAAAGGAAUGCCACAGUCAACAGCAAUCUGAAUAAAUGAUCUGAAAGGCGACAAAUUUGAUGUAAUUGUAGCUAUAGGGUCAGUAACUUCUGAAUGUUCAUGCAUUAAUUAACCAAGCUGGUUUAUUUAAUUACAAACAGGAACUUCAGAACUAGACAGAAAGUAGCUGGACACAUGGGAAUUGCUUAAGAGAGGGGUGUUCUAGGAUUAAAACAAACUGUUCCCAUGGCCAGUGUCCACUUUAGGAAAAGGGCUGAUGGGAGAAUUCCCAGUCAGGUCAUCUGAAUACAUUAGGAAUGUUUGGGAACUGCAUCACUAAAGGGUUUA
Messenger RNA from Melanotaenia boesemani (Boeseman's rainbowfish), 3400 nucleotides. RefSeq names its product gap junction alpha-5 protein-like. Gene Ontology annotation, cellular component: connexin complex. Lineage: Eukaryota; Metazoa; Chordata; Actinopteri; Atheriniformes; Melanotaeniidae. Gene Ontology annotation, biological process: cell communication. The transcript has 7 exons. The record is from RefSeq and is a predicted model, not a curated record. The coding region runs from base 434 to 1648 and encodes 404 amino acids.